Molecule: messenger RNA, 1390 nt
Organism: Trichoplusia ni (cabbage looper)
Lineage: Eukaryota; Metazoa; Arthropoda; Insecta; Lepidoptera; Noctuidae
Gene: pen-2
Product: gamma-secretase subunit pen-2
Exons: 3
Coding region: 143-448 (101 amino acids)
Biological process (GO): Notch receptor processing
Cellular component (GO): gamma-secretase complex
Source: RefSeq, a predicted model, not a curated record
GUAGUAAAUGUCACAUUGACUGAGUCACGAAAACAAGAUUUUAGCCAAUUUGUUGAUAAAUCUAUGAAAUUAUUACAAUUGGCUAGCGUAUUUGCAGCUGUGAUAAAAGAUUCCAUAGAAAAAAUAAUAUAAUAACACAAUAAUGGAUUUAACACGACUACCUAAUGACAAGAAGCUGCAACUUUGCAGAUGGUAUUUCAAAGUGGGCUGCUUGCUUCUACCUUUUGUAUGGGCUGUCAAUGCCGUGUGGUUCUUCAAGGAAGCCUUUAUGAAGCCUCCUUAUGAUGAACAGAAGCAGAUAAAGAAAUAUGUAGUGAUGAGUGCAACAGGCGCGGCGGUGUGGGUGGCGGCCCUCGCGGUGUGGGUCACUGUGUUCCAGUUGCAGCGGGUCGCUUGGGGACCCACCGGGGACUCCCUGUCCUUCAUAGUGCCACUUGGGAGGGCCUAGGAAGGGCCCAGCUGUGAACUUGCACUACAGUGAUGUGAUUCAGUGUUGAACUGUGUGGGAGGGUGCUGAAGUGUUGUUGAUGUCAAGGAGUAUUGUGGACAGGAGAUGGGUUUGUAAUUUUGUAUAUUUGUUAAUGUGAUUAUAACUGAGAUUGAUGUGUAAUUAAUAGAUUUAAAACAUCUAAAUACCCACAUUUCUAAAUGUCACUAAAUUCUAAUGUUAUCAAAAUUGGUCUAGUAGUUUUUGUAGUUGUAAAUUCCAUUGUCAUUCAGUUUGAAGCUAUCGUGACAAUAUCAGCCUGCUAGCCUAUCGGGAAGUGCCUCAAAAUUUAGUUACAAACAAGUCAAGUCAGUCCAUAAAAACAUGGGAAAAGCUCAUGUUUAUUUCAAAUUCUAUCAGUUUUUGUAGUAUACAACAUACAUAGGUACUUUAGAACUAGGCUAUUCCUAAUUUAGUAGGUGUUUUAAUUGGUAUAAGACCAUUUACAAAUAUACAAUAUUGGAAGUUGGGACUUGUUGUAGAUCCAGGUUAAGAAUGAUUGUAUUGAAUGAAUUGAAGUUAAGUUUUAUAACCUAUGAUAUUUAUAAGUUGGCUUAUUAAUUAAAGAGUUAUUGGUAAUGAAAUGAGGCUUUCCUUCCAAGAAAUAUUGAAAAUAAAAAAUCAAUGCGAAAACUUGUGCAGGACUGAUAUGGCCAAUUUUUGUUCUGAAACAUGUCCAGAAAGAUGUGUUUUUGAAUGGUAAAUUAAGUGGUAAAAUUGGUUACAAAGGCCGUCUGACAUUUCUUUCUUUUAAUGUGAAUUAAAUGUGAAAAAAAAAUUGUUAGCCAAGUCCAAAGUUUCGACUAAUAGAACAUCCAUACAUGCUUUCUUUGUACCCACAUGUAAUAUUUAAGUAACUACUUAUGUUAUUUGUAACUGUAAAAUAAUUAAACUUGUAUAAAG